AAAUAUAUUAUUCUAAGGAAAUUAGUAAAUGCAUAAUGUCGAUCUUUUUUUUCACUAAUUGAUUUGCUUGAUAUGCGCACCGACUAUUAAGACUGCUUGGGUGAAAACAAAGGUAGAAUAAUUGUCAUCGGUAUCCAUAAAAAAUGGAUACUUUGAAAGAUGUCCCAGAGUUCUUUGAAACACAACUUGAUGAGUCUUUGGUUGCCAGGACUGAAAGUUUAGCUUCUUUUCGUGAACUUGGUCCCCCUGACCUAUGUCAUAUUACUAAGGCUAAUGCAAAACCUGGUGUAAAAGAGGUUGGUUCAUACCACUAUGUUUCUGGAGUUGAUGCUUCUUCUUCUGCCACUUUAGCAGCAUAUCUUAAUUCAUUGACAUACGCUUUGGAAGAAACCCAUGCUUGGUUUACUAAAUCGUCUGCUUGGAGAAUACGUUCUGGAGUGUACUGUUGUUUUAAUGCAUUUUCACGAGUGGAUGUACGUGUUGAAGUCAAGAUCCCUGGUGGCGUGGAAAGUUAUGUAAUGGAUUUACGUGGUGAAAAACAUGAAGCAACUCCUGAUAUUUGGCAAGAAACCUAUAUUUCUGCUCUUUUACGUUCCAUACUUUAUUCAGACGAUGUCAAUUACCGAUUGGCUGGUUUUCGAAAAUUGGAUCCUAUCCCUAAUAUUGAAGCUGAAGCUCAUUUUUUGGAGGCGGCAGAACAACUUUUUUUUAAAGGAUGGCAACUUGGUUCUGAUCCUGAAAUACAAGUAGCCACCGUUGUCAGCAAUCAUUUAACUGCUGGAAUUAUGAAAUACUUUAGUGAAAAUUUUAGAUAUGAGCGAGCAGUAAAUUUAUUUGAAAAAUUGUAUCUUAGAGAUCCUGAAGUAGCAUCAUUAUUGGCUCAGGCAUAUAUUGGAAUGGAUGAAGAAAUCAAAUCUGUUAACAUUUUGUAUGGUGCAUUGAAACAAAACUCGAUGAGUUACGCACUUUUGCAUGUUCAGGCGGAUUUCCUGUUGAGCAAGGGUAGAACGGAUUAUGCACUCAAACUUGCAAAACAAGCAGUAAAUUGUGCACCUUCGGAAUUCGUUACCUGGGCAAAAUUAACGGAAGUUUACAUUGAAAUUGGAGAUUAUGAAUCUGCUUUGUUGACAUUGAAUUCUUGCCCAAUGUUUACUUACAAUGAGAGAGAUAUGCAUCGCAUGCCAUCACCAGCAAAGACACAUUUACCAAUCAAACAAGAUAUUGUUAAUGCAGGACUUCUUGAAGAAGAUAAUGGUCGUGAUAAUGAAGCGGAUGUUGCACUUUUACGUCUUCCUGCACCAUCUCUUCGCGGUACAUUUGCUAAGGCAUAUUCAUUGUUGACAAAGUUGGUAGCGAAAAUAGGAUGGGAUGAGCUUUUAAAGUGUCGAUCAUCUGUUUUUGUGAUGGAGGAAGAAUAUCGUAUGCAGAAAGCUGCAGAAGAAGAGAGGAAGAGCCAAAAAAUAGUCAAUACUUCACCACCUCAAGAAAAAGAAAUCAAGAGUGAGGAAGCUGCCAACGCGAAAACUAAUGGAGUAAAUGAUUUAUCACAGUCUGUACAGACUAUCUCUAUUUCUGAUGAUUUAGAUGGCGAUGGUUCGGAGAAUACGAAGGAAAAGGGAUCGGAAAAUGCUGAUGAAAAAGCUGUAUCAAACCAUGAAGUGACCAAUGGUCGAGACGAGAACGAUAACGAUGAAAAGAAAAACUCUAAUUUGAAAAUUGCAGAUGGACGUUCACUUAAUUCUGAAAAUAUGGAGGAAGUUGAUUUAGAUGACAAUCCAAAUAAUAAAUCUAAAACUACUUCAGUAAUAGAGUUCAAAGGCCCUGAAUUAGAAAAGCCUUUACAAGCAGCUAACGAGGACAAGAGCGAUAAUCAAAGUAUACAUAAUGAUGAUCAAUCUAAGGACACAUCAAAGAAAGACUAUUCCUUUUCAUUCAAUAACAAAAGAUUGUGCGAAAGGUGGCUUGAUAAUCUUUUUAUGGUAUUAUAUGAGGAUUUAAGAGUAUAUACUGUUUGGCGUUCUGAAGUUUCUCAUUAUAAGGCUCAUCACAUGUCUUAUCGUAAAACUGGUACAGAAUGGGAAAUUUUGGGAGAUUUAGCUGCACGAUUGCAUCACAAGGAUGAUGCAAAAGAGGCAUAUCAACGUUGUCUUGAACAUAAAUUCUCUGCGAAGGCAUGGUUAAGAUUAUUGGAAUUUUAUGCAGAUGAAGGAGAUGUGCAACGCGCUUUGCAAGCUGUGGUUAAAUUAACAGUUUAUUACGAGCGAUGGUAUCAUGAGAUAGUUUAUCCAACCGCUAUUGCUUAUAAUAUUAAUAAGUUAAUUCGAUCCGAAGGUUUAUCUAAAGUACAAAAUACCUUAAAGCCAAUGAAUUUGUCACCUCCGGUAAACAAAUUGGUAUCGAGGCAUCUGGAUUUUGCUAAAACUUUUAAAAUCCAUGGAUCAGAUUUUUAGUAUUUUAAUUAUAGAAUAAAAAUAAAAAGCUA
Rhizophagus irregularis DAOM 181602=DAOM 197198 is the source of this 2482-nucleotide messenger RNA. RefSeq lists its product as uncharacterized. Gene Ontology annotation, cellular component: exomer complex. Gene Ontology annotation, molecular function: protein binding. Gene Ontology annotation, biological process: Golgi to plasma membrane transport. The record is from RefSeq and is a predicted model, not a curated record. NCBI's taxonomy places the organism in Eukaryota, Fungi, Glomeromycota, Glomeromycetes, Glomerales, Glomeraceae.